AUGAAGAGUGUAGCUAUUACAUUGAAAGCCUUGAAUAUAUCUAUCAGUUCUACUGAAAAAGUCAAACUUGAAAUUGAGAAGAUCAAGUUGAAUAUUGAAAGAACUAAAUUGAAGAUCAAAAAGAAGAAAAUCAUUAUAAAGAAGAAGAAAAUUAUCAUUGAAAAGAUAAAAUUGAAUAUUGAAAACAUGAAGCUUGCUAUUCAGUGA
Blastomyces dermatitidis ER-3 is the source of this 207-nucleotide messenger RNA. RefSeq lists its product as uncharacterized. The coding region runs from base 1 to 207 and encodes 68 amino acids. The transcript has a single exon. The record is from RefSeq and is a predicted model, not a curated record. Lineage: Eukaryota; Fungi; Ascomycota; Eurotiomycetes; Onygenales; Ajellomycetaceae.